Messenger RNA from Octopus sinensis (East Asian common octopus), 1982 nucleotides. RefSeq names its product nuclear autoantigenic sperm protein. The transcript has 16 exons. The record is from RefSeq and is a predicted model, not a curated record. Gene Ontology annotation, molecular function: histone binding. Gene Ontology annotation, cellular component: nucleoplasm. Lineage: Eukaryota; Metazoa; Mollusca; Cephalopoda; Octopoda; Octopodidae. Gene Ontology annotation, biological process: CENP-A containing chromatin assembly; DNA replication-dependent chromatin assembly. Bases 244 to 1719 code for a protein of 491 amino acids.
AGAGGCUAUAUGUGUUGGAUGUCAUCAACGUCACUAUUUAUUGGCGGGAAAACGUGUUGAAUAGAGAAAAGGGAACCGGACUUGGAUUGUGUUUGAGUCCCCGAGAAACCACAGAGAAUAAAGGAAAAGAGAGAGAGAGACGUAGGAACGAACCAAACCUCCUGCUGAGAAUUAGGAAAAGAGGAACAAAAGCCCAGUCGAAGUCGGAAGUUGUUUGUGUGAAAGAACCGAGCAGGACCAGCAAUGUCUUCUGUCGCAGAACCCUCCAGCUCCGCUGCCAGUGGCUCUCCGAGUAAAGAAAGAGUUGAGGUGAUGUCAAAAGCUGUGAACUUGAUGGGCCAAGGUAAAAGAAAUCUAAUCUGUGGAGAUGUUCCAAUGGCUGUCACCCAGUUUGAAGAAUCUUGUCAAAUUCUGGCCAAGUGCUAUGGGGAGAUGGCAUUUGAAUGUGCUGCUGCCUACUUCUCUUAUGGUCAUGCCUUGCUAGAAUUGGCCAGGCUAGACUCGAAAGUCAUUGAAAGUCUUGAAGCUGAAGCAGCUGCUGCUGAAGAGGAGGAAGACGACGAUGAUGAUGAUGAAGAGGAAGGAGAUGAUGGAGAAAAUGAGAAAUCAGAAAAAGAUUCAGAAAAAGAUGAUGGUGCUUCUUCUAAAGCUGCUUCCAAAGAGGAUGAAGGAACUGGAGAUGAAGAUCGGACAGACAAUUCAGAGUCUCUUUCCUCACAAGAUGAGGCAGUUGAAAACCAGGAGAAACCAGAAGAAAAGGAUCCAGAUGAAGAUGAACAUGAUGCUGGUAAUGAUGUUACAAAUCUCCAAUUGGCCUGGGAGAGUCUGGAACUUGCUAAAAUAAUAUAUUUAAAGAGAAAAGAUAAAGAAUCCCAAUUGAAGGCAGCACAAGCCUACUUAAAGCUGGGCGAAGUCGGUUUGGAAACUGGUCUCUAUGAUUUGGCAGUGGAAGAUAUCAAAGAAUGUCUUAAAAUUCAGAAAGAACAUUUAAAUCCAGAGGAAAGAGAAAUAGCUGAAACUUAUUACCAAUUGGGGUUAGUCCAUGUGUUUGCUAGUAACCAUGAUUCUGCAGUAGAGAAUUUCAAAGCAGCAAUUUCGGUUAUAGAAGCCAAAAUAGAUAAAUUAAAUAAAUCUAUAGAACAUUUAAAAGACAGCACAGAAACUGCAGAUGUUGAAACCGUAUACAAUGCUCGGACAGAAAUCAAAGAAUUAGAAGAAAUAGUCCCAGAUAUCACACAAAAGAUUACAGAUACAAUUGAAGAAAAGAAAACGGUUGCAGAUUUGAAGGCUUUUGCUAAAAAAGAGGCUGCAGAAAAAAUGAUGUCUUCUUCUCUGAUGGGUGCUGGUAGCUCUUCAGGUUUUGCUGGUCCCAGCAGCAGCAGCAGCAGCGGCGGCAGCAGUGGUGGUGCUGGUGGAGACGUUUUAGGGAGCACAACAGGCUUCAGCAGUAUCCUCCCUGUAGACCCCAAAUCUUCUUCACAGCCUGUGAAAACGACAGAUAUAUCUCACCUUGUACGAAGAAAGCGAAAACCAGAAACAGAAGAGAGCUCAGAGGACAAAAAACAGAAAACUGAAAGUUCGGUUGAUAACACAUCGUCGUCAUCAUCAUCAAAAGCUGAACAGAAAGAUUCCAACAGUGACCUUGCCCCAAGCAAUAAGGAACCUGCUACAGAAGAGUCAAAGAAGCCUGGAGCCACUAGUACAUCUUCUACAGCUUAGUGAAUCCUCAUCUCUUGUAUUUUAUUAUUCUUCCUUCCCAAGGGGCAAGAACAUUGACUCUUGUCAUGUCAGACAGUAUCUCUCCUUUUUACACAACACAUUUUUUCCCCAACCCCUUCUGAAACAAUUUCAAAAGUGAGAUCCCAAUUCACAAUCAUGUCUUUGUCAUUACAAUCCAACAAACCCAUUUUCUUGCAGGAUUUUUUAAAAUGAUUCUUUAGAUAAUAAAUGUACAUUCUUUUUUGCAAAACUUUUUAACCCUU